AUGCUGCCGGUAACUGUCUUUCAGCCUAUGCACUACCUCACUUUUGCCUCUCCAAGGACGACGGAGCCGGCACUGUGCAUUGCGGCGUGCAAGCUUAUGGGCGGUGACCGCGGCCAUGCUAUGGCGGCUGCGUCAGCUAUUCAUCUGAUGCCGCGGCGUAUUAUCAUGAGCACCUGCCAAUCACGGGCAGGCCCAGUUACAUACCCAAAAUCCAACACAAAUUCGAGCCCAGUAUUGAGCCUCUUACAUGAGAUGUCAUGGUUCCAUUUGGGCUGGAGCUUUUGUCCAGGUCCAUGGACCUGGCCCAAAAUCACAACCCGGAUAAUAUCCUACGGAUUAUUAUCGAAAUAA
Molecule: messenger RNA, 351 nt
Organism: Fraxinus pennsylvanica
Lineage: Eukaryota; Viridiplantae; Streptophyta; Magnoliopsida; Lamiales; Oleaceae
Source: the annotation of a GenBank genome assembly